Osmia lignaria (orchard mason bee) is the source of this 2924-nucleotide messenger RNA. The record is from RefSeq and is a predicted model, not a curated record. NCBI's taxonomy places the organism in Eukaryota, Metazoa, Arthropoda, Insecta, Hymenoptera, Megachilidae.
CGUGCCAAAAUGUUCGGUACAACUACUUUGAUAAGCAGAUCGUUCUUAGCGCUUUUGAUAAUACUGACAUUAUAUUUCCUUGGAAUGGAUCUUCUGCUAUAUUCCAGAAUACAGAACUAUGCUAUAAGACCAAUACCAAAUGACACACAAUACACCUCAAUUAUACCCUGUGAUUUUAAUCCACUGUGCACAGUGACUGUAAAAGGAAUGAUGUUGGAUCAUCCAAAUCAUUUCCUUCUAAGCCCUUUGGCAGCUAUAAUGGACAAUCUGGUACAAAUAAGCAGCUCCUGGACAUGGGUCACACCAAACAUGAUCAGUUGUUUCCAUGUAUUAAUAGCAAUAUUGUCUGGCAAAUGUGUUUCCAGUGAUUCAUUGUCUUAUAGACGGCUUGGUGUGAUACUGUUUCUAGCAAGAACUUGGUUAGAUGAUCUUGAUGGACAUGUUGCCAGAAAAAGAGCAAAUAUUUCUGGAGAAAGAUCAGAUGCUGGCUCUACAGGAUAUAUGGUCGAUGGACUUUGCGAUGCUGUUGGCUGCGUUGCUUUGAUCAUUGGCCUAUACCAGUUUCUUGCACGUAACUCAAGCAGACGCGGAGGGUAUGACAAGCUUUCACAGCUUCCAGUUUCCUCAGUUGUGGAGCCUGGAAAUCUGACUUCAAAGACCUCUAAUGCAGCUCUUCGUAAUAUACUAUUCAUGACCGUCCAUUUGUUCCUGACUAGUGCUGCUUGGAACCGGUAUAUAUCCUUGUACCAGGAUCUUUUGGAGACUGAAUACAGAACACCAUCGAUUAGCAAGGAACAUCUCUAUGUCAAACAAACAACUAUAUUCAGAAGUUUGUCUUUUUGGGUGAUAGUACUAUGCUGGAAAUUUGUCAAUUUUCAUGCAGCUAUGGAUUACCUGCUUCUGGCAAUAUUUUUUGAUCGUCUGAGGGAAUAUAUGAAACUUGUGAGAUGGUCUUCGUUUGUAAUUAUAUUGCUACUUGUUUAUGUAACCGAAUUUCAUUUUUUACGGGCCUAUACAUAUGUACAAGGUGUACCAUCGUAUAUUGACGAAGAGAUAUCUUCUUCUGAUUAUCUUCUGGAGGCAGGAUGGUGUACAGACGGAAAAAUGAUCGGUAUCACGGAACCGAGAAGAGUCGCAGCCACCUCUUUAGCUAAUCGCGUCGGCGACGAACGAAAUUGUAUUUUAGGCACCGAAGUUGGUUAUUCUAUUCGUUUCGACAAUUGUACAGAUGAAACAACAAAAAUCAAGUAUAUGACAGAAGGAAUUUUGCUCCGGGAAUUAAUGAAUGAUCCUCUACUGACCAGUUAUUCAGUCAUUGUUGUAGAUGAGGUACACGAAAGAACUCUUCUUACCGAUAUUAUCAUGGGUCUCUUGAAGAAGAUCAUUAGGAAAAGGAAACGAUUAAGGAUCGUUGUUUGUUCUGCAACGGUUGAUGCAGAACAAUUGAGGGAUUUUUUUAAUACGAAUACUACUAAAGACUCAACGAAAGAUACGGCGAUAAUUUUGACUGUUGAGGGAAGAUUAUAUCCGGUUGAUAUUUUUUAUGUGAAAGAGCCAGUAGCAAAUUACGUAACAAGUGUAGUAGACACGGCAUUGAAGAUUCAUGAAACUGAAGAAUCUGGCGAUAUUUUAGCCUUCCUUACCGGUUUAGAUGAAGUAGAUCAAGCGGUUUCUCUUUUAUCAGAGCAUGCAAAGCUUAUAAAAGAAGGCAAACAGAAACUUUUACCUCUGGCUAUGUACGGAUCCCUUCCGAACUCGGAGCAACUGAAAGUAUUUUGGAGGGCUGCCAAAGACACUCGUAAAGUAAUUGUAGCGACAAACAUUGCUGAAACAUCUAUCACCAUUCCGAACAUUGUUUAUGUAAUUGAUUGCGGUUUUGUCAAAAUUCCUUGGUAUGAAGUGGAAACUCAGACAAAUUCUUUGGUAAUUGUUCCUGUAUCUAAAGCUUCUGCUGAUCAAAGAGCUGGUAGAGCAGGACGUGUUAGAACAGGCAAAGCAUACAGAUUAUACACAGAACAAGCGUACUCUGAAUUAUUCGAAUCAACUCCACCAGAAAUGCAGCGUUCGGAUCUAGCACCAGCCAUCUUACAAUUAAAAGCUUUAGGGAUUGACAAUGUUUUAAGAUUCAAUUUUCCCUCUGCUCCGCCAAGCAAAAACCUGCUCACAGGACUAGAAUUACUUUAUGCAUUAGGUGCAAUUGACAGUAAUGGAGAAUUAACAGCACCAUUAGGUUUAACAAUGGCAGAAAUGCCUUUAGAACCUGUCUUGGCAAAAUCGCUCAUAGUAUCAGGAGAAAUGGAGUGUUCUGAAGAGUUGUCGAUCAUUUUAGCAAUGCUUCAAGUGCAAAAUGUCUUUAUUAGACCUGCUGGAGGUCAAGCUGCUAUUAAAGCAAGAAUAGCGCACAGGAAAUUUGAGGUCGAAGAAGGAGAUUUGUUAUCGUUUCUUAACGUGUACACUGCGUAUGAGAAAAAUAAAACGCCAAGCUGGUGUCAGAAACAUUUUCUUAAUCAUAAGGCAUUGAGGAGGGCUACUGAAAUUAAAGCACAAAUGCAUUGUAUGAUGAGAAGAUUGGAUAUUCCAUUGAUUUCUUGCAAUGGAAAUGUGCAACAAAUAUUGAAGUGCCUGACAGCAGGUCUUUUUCCUAAAGCGGGGUAUUUACAUUACACUGGAGUAUACAAAACAGUGCGUGGUAAUAGAGAUUUGUACAUACAUCCAAACAGUUGUUUGUAUACGCUUCAACAACCUCAAUGGUUACUUUUCUGUGAAGUUUUACAGACAAAUAAAACUUAUAUGAAGGACAUAACUGUGAUACAACCAGAAUGGUUAUUAGAAUUAGCUCCGCAUUUUUAUGAAAAGAAGUCCCUUGAACCCAUUUAAUUCUAUUUUUGUAAAUUACUUUAAUAAUAAAAAAGAAAAAAAAUUAA